AUGAAUUAUUUUGUAUUUGAGUUUUUCAAGCAUAUAGAGAUUGUAUCACUGAUUGACACAAGUAGUUUUUCAACAAAUAGUCAUGAUUUUACCAAAGAAGAUAUUUAUAAAAAUGAUCCAUUACUUCAACAAAUGAUUGAUAAUCUAAACAAACAUAAAGAGGAACGACAGAGGUAUGUAAAUAAUGAUCAGUCAUUGGUAUUCAGAAAAUACGUAAAUAAAGGUACUAGAAGCAGAGAAAAUGCGAUCAAGACAUUUUGGGAUGGAAUUGAACAUAGUCGAGAAUGGAGAUCACGAAUUGAAACUGGUGCUACACACUAUCCAUGUGAACAUUUGAUUACAAGUUUAACUGCAUGAAUUGAAUAAAGAAAGGCAAGUCCAAAAUCAAACUGGUGAAAAGUCGAAAAAUAGAUUGAAAGUAGUACUUAUGAUGUUUGUUUAGAACAAAUAUUUUC
Messenger RNA from Heterobilharzia americana, 455 nucleotides. Lineage: Eukaryota; Metazoa; Platyhelminthes; Trematoda; Strigeidida; Schistosomatidae. The record is from the annotation of a GenBank genome assembly.